Messenger RNA from Cyphellophora europaea CBS 101466, 1452 nucleotides. RefSeq lists its product as uncharacterized. Gene Ontology annotation, molecular function: transmembrane transporter activity. The coding region runs from base 1 to 1452 and encodes 483 amino acids. Gene Ontology annotation, biological process: transmembrane transport. The transcript has 5 exons. The record is from RefSeq and is a predicted model, not a curated record. NCBI's taxonomy places the organism in Eukaryota, Fungi, Ascomycota, Eurotiomycetes, Chaetothyriales, Cyphellophoraceae.
AUGGAGCUCCAGCCCCAGCGCACCCUCAGCGCAAGCGCCCUCGGCACCGCGACUAACAUCCCCGCUCCGGAGGAACACACAAGUGAAAGCUCCAGAUCCGCCUCGGCACACGCCGCCGUUGAUGACUCCACGGCGGUCACCAACGUCGCUUUACUGGAGGACGUGCCCCCAAACGGCGGCUACGGCUGGGUGUGCACGGCGUGCGUACUGCUGAUGAACGCGAAUACUUGGGGGGUCAAUGCUGCAUGGGCCAUCUUCCUCGCAUACUAUCUCUCGCACUCGACGUUUCCGGGCGCCACGCAGCUACAGUAUGCGCUUAUCGGAGGGUUGUCGAUUUCGCAGGCUUUGAUGAUAUCUCCGGUGACGGCAGCCUCGAAUCGGAUGUUCGGUACCAAGACGACCCUGCUCAUCGGAUCGCUGCUCGUGUCGGCGGGCUGGCUGACGGCCUCGUUCGCGACCCAGGUGUGGCACCUCUUCAUGACCGUGGGCGUGUGCUUUGGCUGGGGUAUGGGAAUGGUCUACAUCACCGCCUCGGCCACCUUACCGCAAUGGUUCUCGACCAAGCGCUCUCUGGCGGUUGGCAUCGCUGCCGCGGGCGCUGGUCUCGGUGGCCUGGUGUAUAAUCUGCUCGCUGGCUGGCUGGUGCAGAGCGUGGGCAUCAGCUGGACUUACCGGGUGCUGGCGUGUAUCACGAUUGUCAUUAACGGCAUCUGCUCGCUGCUGCUCAAGGACCGCAACAAGAUGGUCAAGCCUGUGCAGGGCUCAUUCAACUAUCGCGAGUUUGGGCAUGUCGAGGUCCUAUUGAUCGUCGGGUGGGGCUUCCUGACCGACAUCGGCUACGUCGUCCUGCUGUUCUCGCUGCCACAUUACGCUGAAUCGCUGGGACUGUCGCAGACACAGGGCUCGAUUGUGGGUGCGAUGCUGAACCUCGGCAUGGCGAUAGGCAGACCCUUGAUUGGUUACUAUAGCGACGCGUUUGGGCGGGUGAACAUCGCAGGAGUCAUGACAGCCCUCUGCGGCAUCUUGUGCUUGGCGAUUUGGGUACCGGCAAAGUCAUUCGCCGUGCUGCUGGUAUUUGCGAUCCCUGCAGGAGCGGUUGCGGGAGUGUUCUGGGGGACCUGCACAGCUGUAACGGCAGAAGUGGUUGGCUUAAAGAGGCUGCCAACAGUAUUUGGCAUCAUCUGUGUUGCAUUGGUGACACCGACCACAUUUGCCGAGCCGAUAGGACUUGAGAUCGUGUCUGCUUCGGGUUAUCUGACAUCCCAAGUAUUCGUUGGCUGUCUUUAUCUCACCGCGGCCGCAUUUGUUCUGCUACUCCGGACCUGGAAGAUCUCCGAGAUCAAGGCCAAGGCAGCGGCAGCAUUAACGGACGAAGAGCCGACGACGCGUGUGAUGAUGGAAGCUUUCAAGUGGCUGACACCACGGAGCGUCUUUGUGCUGCAGCGCGUGUGA